This is a messenger RNA of Amphibalanus amphitrite, 2112 nucleotides long. Its product is annotated as forkhead box protein E3-like. Gene Ontology annotation, molecular function: RNA polymerase II cis-regulatory region sequence-specific DNA binding; DNA-binding transcription factor activity, RNA polymerase II-specific. The coding region runs from base 219 to 1226 and encodes 335 amino acids. The transcript has a single exon. The record is from RefSeq and is a predicted model, not a curated record. NCBI's taxonomy places the organism in Eukaryota, Metazoa, Arthropoda, Thecostraca, Balanomorpha, Balanidae. Gene Ontology annotation, biological process: anatomical structure morphogenesis; cell differentiation; regulation of transcription by RNA polymerase II.
GGGCUGGCCUGUGUCAGUGUGUGACUGAGCGGGGAAAGACGCGGUCGCUUGGGUCUCACUGGUCGUGUCUCGUAUCUGUGAAAUCAGAUCAGAGCGUUAGAGUUGGACUGAGGAUCCCGGCAGCAGUUACCAAGCCGCUGAACGAGUAGCGGUGCCAGGUCGACAGUCUGCAGGAGGGAGACCGGCAGAAGUCAGCGCCAGACUCAACUACCCCCGCCAUGGAGCCGCGCAGUGAGGUGAGCCCCGACCCGAGCCUGCGACCGGCCGGUCCCGGCGGCCACGAGCUGGUGCGGCCCGAGCUGGCGGCGGGUGCGCCGCCCUCCGGACAGCUGCUCUUCAACCCGCUCAAGAUGGGCGGUCUGCCGGGCCUGGAGCCGCUGCACGCGCUGCCGCCGCCGCAGCUGCACCCGCUGCAGCUGCAGCAGCAGCUGUACUCGCUGGCGCUGCAGCAGCUGCAGCAGGCGCGCCAAGCGGCGCCGCCGCCGCCCUGGGCCGCCGUGCCCUACCCGUACAAGCUGCUCGACCCGCGGCUGGUGGCGCUCUGCCGGCCGCCCGAGGAGCCCAAGCCGCAGCACUCGUACAUCGGCCUCAUCGCCAUGGCCAUUCUCAGCUCGGCCGAGCGCAAACUGGUGCUCAGUGACAUCUACCAGUACAUACUGGACAACUACUCCUACUUCCGCAACCGCGGCACCGGCUGGCGCAACAGCAUCCGGCACAACCUCAGCCUCAACGACUGCUUCAUCAAGGCCGGCCGCUCGCCCAACGGCAAGGGCCACUUCUGGGCCAUCCACCCGGCCAACGUGGACGACUUCCGCAAGGGCGACUUCCGCCGGCGUAAGGCGCAGCGCCGCGUCCGCAAGCACAUGGGCCUGACGGUCGAGGACGAGGACUCGAUGAGCCCGCCGCCGCCACCGGCGCCCGCCUGGGCCGCGCUGCCGGCGCCGACACCCCGCCGUCGCCAGUUCGACGUGGCCUCGCUGCUGGCGCCCGACGAGCCCGCCGAGCCGCGGCACCGGCCCGAGGCGGCCGAACGCGAGCUCGACGUGGUCGGUGAGGAGGGCGCCGUCGAGUCGCCGCCGCCGCCGCCGCCGCCCGGGUGUGCCGAGCCUGCCGCCAGUCCCGACCGCAGCAGCGACGCCGAGAUCACCGCCGCCGCCGCCGCCGACGGGCCGGUGCCGCUCAGCUUCGCGGGGUUCCGGCCGGCCGAGGCGCCCACGCCGCCCUGAGGUAGUGGCUAGAACCCUGAACGGGUGUUGGAGUUGGUCUGGGUGUGGGGUGGCUCUGCGGACAGCCGGGGCAGAGACCGGGAACAUCAGACGAUACUACCUUACCCAGAGACAUGUCGGCGACCGUCGGCAGAACCUUUCCGUAGGAGCCGACGCAGUGAAGUCGAGCACCGCCGCUGUCGACGGGCUGUCGACGGCGCUGUCUGUAGGCGACAGUCCCAGCUCUGCCGGCCUGGUCUGACGCUCUGGUCUGUCUCGACUGGUCUGCCCCGGCUGAUCCGCACUUUGUCAGGCACAGUGUCUGUUCUAUGGCCUCUAUGUAUCGAACACCAGGUGCGGGUGGCGGUUCUAGGCCGCUCGGUACUAAAUACAGGAACCGAUACCAAGCGGAAUCAACGCCCCAGUGUUAGUCAAUGUUUGAGGGCAGCGCGGUGAAAUGUCUAUGUAUAUGUCUGCACAGAGACGGGGAAAUGUGGGUAUUUAUUACUUCUGUUGUCACGCUGUUUAUGAAGAGGGUAGUGUAUGUUACCUAUUAGCUGAAUUAUGUGACACUUAUAAUUAUUUUCGCAUUGCUUAUCAGUUAUCUGCAAAGUCAUUCCAAAGUUUCAAUGAGCAAAACUACAUAUAUCGCAUUCUGUUGUGCCAAACUGAUAAAAAUGUGUCCAAUACCAUAAAAAUCGGUAUGUGAUGUAUCGUUAUGCGUAAAAUUAUUUGGUCUUAGCGUCGCGCCUAUGUGUUUCGAAGCAUCCUAAGAAACCGCCACGAUAUUUUCUGCCGGUGCCGUCGAGUUGAUUGUAGAUUUGGCGAUCGCGCUUGCUCGUGUUACUCUGUCUGAAGAAAUGAUUACCUAUGUGGUUGGAUAAAUAAUAUACGGUAUGUGGAUAAA